Theobroma cacao (cacao) is the source of this 1474-nucleotide messenger RNA. It is a transcript of the gene HB22, whose product is annotated as homeobox protein 22. The record is from RefSeq and is a predicted model, not a curated record. Gene Ontology annotation, molecular function: transcription cis-regulatory region binding; DNA-binding transcription factor activity. NCBI's taxonomy places the organism in Eukaryota, Viridiplantae, Streptophyta, Magnoliopsida, Malvales, Malvaceae. Gene Ontology annotation, cellular component: nucleus. Gene Ontology annotation, biological process: regulation of DNA-templated transcription; regulation of developmental process.
ACAAAAUGGAAAGCACAUGAAAGGCUUUCGAGUAAGACACCCUUUUUUUGCAGGCCAGGAAUUCAUGGCCACACUCUGCUCCUCUCUCUUAUCUUCUCUUCUCAGCUAAACCAAAACAAGUUUACUCUCAAAACCCUCUCUUAUAUUUGUUUAACCUCUCUCUUCCUUUUUAAUUGUUGGUGCUGGAUCUGCUGAAUUAACCUGGCCAUGUAGAUCUUCCCUAUCAACAAAACAAGGCCAGGGAAAGAAAGGAAACCGAAAUAAAAAACGAAGAGGGCAGCUGGAAAACGAAGAAGAAGAAGAAGCAAGAAAUGGAUUUUGACGAACACGAAGACCAAGACGAAGAAAUGGGGAUGGCUGUUCCACCGGGCUACGACUCACUUGGCAACUCACAAGCAGCUCUGUCAAGAAUGGGACCCGCCAGCGGCGGUGAAGGUCCGGCGUCAGCAACACCAAGAAAAGUGGGAUCCACUAUAAGGUACCGUGAGUGUCUCAAGAACCAUGCCGUGAGUAUUGGGGGCCACGCUGUGGAUGGAUGCGGCGAGUUUAUGGCGGCUGGUGAGGAAGGGACCCUUGACGCCUUGAAAUGUGCCGCGUGUAACUGCCACAGGAACUUUCACCGUAGAGAAGGUGACGGUGAAGGUAAUACUUAUAACCCUCACCACCACCAGCACCACCCCCAAUUCUCGGCCUACUAUAGGGCGCCACCACCAGCGGGGUAUCUUCACCUAACGCCACCUCCACAGCACAGGCCUUUGGCCUUGCCAGCAGCGUCAGGGGGUGGUGGGGGCGGUAUUGCUGGUGGUUACAGCAGAGAGGAUGAAGAUGUUUCGAAUCCUAGUAGCAGUGGCGGUGGAGGUGGAGGUGGAGGUGGAGGCAGUGGUGGAUUGAAGAAGAGGUUCAGAACAAAAUUUACUUCCGAACAGAAAGAAAAGAUGCUGGAGUUCGCUGAAAGGCUCGGGUGGAGGAUUCAGAAGCAUGAUGAGGCUGCUGUGGAGCAAUUUUGUGAAGAAACUGGUGUGAAAAGGCAUGUGCUUAAGGUCUGGAUGCACAACAACAAGCACACUCUUGGUAAGAAACCCUAAUUUUUCAACAAAAAUGAGAAAAGAGCUUCACCAUUGUUACUUGGGAAGAAGAAGAAAAACAUCACAGAAGCAUGUGAUAAUGGGAAUGAGGAGAAUCGCGAUGUGAAUUUAGUAGGAUUGAACUAGGGUUCUCACCGUUUCUUUCUUUUUUCUUUUCUUUUUUCCAAUCUGAUUUUGAUUUUUAUCUAGUUUCUGUUAUUAUUAUCAGUGUUCAGCGUAGGAUGAUGAUGAUGACCUCCAGUUUCUGAUCAGUACAUUGUUGCUAAUUAAUGGGCCAUUGCUCAAACCAAGCAUCUUCUAACUGUAGUUCUUUUGAUUUCAAGAGUUGUCAAGUACCUUAGAAAUCUCAUCUUCAGUGCUUAGUAUAAUCCCAUCUUUCCAUCUGCUUA